This is a messenger RNA of Aplysia californica (California sea hare), 4662 nucleotides long. RefSeq names its product PC3-like endoprotease variant B. Gene Ontology annotation, biological process: protein processing. Gene Ontology annotation, cellular component: trans-Golgi network; Golgi membrane. The transcript has 14 exons. NCBI's taxonomy places the organism in Eukaryota, Metazoa, Mollusca, Gastropoda, Aplysiida, Aplysiidae. Bases 393 to 2768 code for a protein of 791 amino acids. The record is from RefSeq and is a predicted model, not a curated record. Gene Ontology annotation, molecular function: serine-type endopeptidase activity.
CGAGUACUAUACACUCGACUAGCUUUAGAGGGGGAUAGGGAGUGAAGAGUGAAGACCAGUUGGAAGUUGCGAUAACGAAUUUUAGGGCUCGAUUGAUGUUUGACGUCAUUUGAGCCCACUGUAGUAAGUGGGAUAUGGCGAGUGUGUCCGUGUGUCCCCGUGUGGGGCAAUAACGAUGUCGUGACUAUAUGUGCUUAACUUGGGUGUGUCGACAUGUUUACUCUAGACAGUUAGGGCUUGUCUUUAAAUCAGAUAUUCCCUUAGCGAGAAGUGGAGAGGACUGUGAUGGGACGUGGGUGGACAUAAUGUAGACCACGCCAAAGGUCUUGUUCGUUUCAGUUAUAAUGGAUGUAGUGUACAGAAAUUUUUCCUUAUAAACAAAAUCGUAGAAGAUGUUCAAGGGGCAGCUACAAGUGUCAUGGCCCCUGUGUUUGUUCGCCCUCCUUUGUAUAGGAAACUUUGUCUCAACUAGGGCCGCUGAAAAUUAUGGCCACUAUCUCAAUCAGUUUGCCAUCAGGCUGAAAUCAGGCAACCUGGAAACUGCUCAGAAGAUUGCAAGAGAACAUGGACUUAUUGUGAAAAGAGAGCUUCCAAACAUCAACAUAUUUUUGCUGGAGCAUCCGAAGGUUCACUAUCGAGCAAAAAGAAGUGCUGAGAAUGAGCUCAAGUUUCUUCAAAAUGAUGAACGGGUAGCACAUGCUCAGCAAGAGGUGGUUCUACAUCGAGUGAAACGGAGAAAUGUGAUAUACGACAAACAAUUGGAACUGCCCAUCCGAUCAAUCGAAGAUGAUUCUUUGUAUACACGAGUCGAGCCCUCAAAUUUGGCCACCAGAGACAACAUCUAUGGAGUCAGUGUCAAGUUUGAGGAUCCCAAAUUCAAAGACAUGUGGUAUUUGGUUAACCGAGGUCAGAGUGGUGGUGAGAAAGGGCUGGAUAUGAAUGUUGCAGUGGUAUGGCAGAAUGGCUUCACUGGAAAAGGUGUUGUUGUCUGCAUUCUAGAUGAUGGCAUAGACCACACUCACCCAGAUCUGUCUGAGAAUUAUGAUCCUGAAGCAAGCACAGAUCUAAAUGACAAAAGGGACCCACUGGAGGAUCCUAUGCCAGAUACAAGUAAUAUUGACAACAGCCAUGGGACUCACUGUGCUGGUGAAGUUGCUGCCGCAGCAAAUAAUGAUGUCUGUGGUGUUGGUGUAGCCUACAACGCAAAAAUUGGAGGAGUUCGGAUUCUGGACGGCCCAGUAACUGAUGCAUUAGAGGCAGAGGCUCUGACUUUCAACAACAAGUACAUAGAUAUUUACAGCUCAUCAUGGGGACCAAAUGAUGAUGGAGCCACAAUGGAAGGACCGAGGCUCUUAGCUCUGGAGGCGUUACGCAAGGGAGUUACUGAGGGCCGGGCUGGUCUGGGGUCAAUAUUUGUGUGGGCUACAGGCAAUGGUGGGAUGAACGAAGAUGACUGUAGUGCAGAUGGCUACGUGUCCAGGCCGGAGACUUUGUCCGUUGGUUCCGUGAAUGACUGGGGAAGGAGCCCGUUUUUCAUGGAGAACUGCUCCUCCACGCUAGCUGUUGUGCCCAGUGGUGGUGAAGACUACAUAGAUCAAGAGAGGGAAACUGGAGUCAAACUUAAAGUGGUUACAACAGAUAUGAACGGUGGAUGUAUUGAAAACUUCCAAGGUACUUCAAGUGCUGCCCCUCUGGCUGCAGGCUGCUUAGCAAAUGUUUUACAAGCCAAUCCUUUACUGAGCUGGCGAGAUGUCCAACACCUGGUCGUGCGAGGGUCACGCAUCCCAUCGGCAGACAGCAGCUGGACCAUCAAUGGAGCCGGACAUCACGUGAGCCACCGGUUUGGCUUCGGCCUUUUUGACUGUGGCAAGAUGGUGGAGCUAGCUCAGAGCUGGGAAAACUUUCCACAGCAACGUGUCUGCAACACAACACGCAAAAACUACCAAAUCCUGAAGAGUGGAGGAAAAAUUGUUGAUUCCAUGGAAAUAAAUGGCUGUUAUGGACAUGAAUCUCAAUCAAUUGACCGUUUGGAACAUGUGCAAGUCCAUGUGAAGAUGUCGACAGUCAUCCGGGGAGACACUGAAAUUGUCCUGACCUCUCCGGCUGGUACAAGAUCGGUCCUGCUGUCUCCACGUGGCAAUGAUAAUCAUCAUGGAGAGUGGGAAUUCACGUUCAUGACUGUGCACUCCUGGGAUGAGAGCCCAAAGGGAACAUGGACAUUAACGGUACACCAUAGACCAGGUUCUGUUAAGCCAAGAAAAAAUACGGAUGAAGAGAACUUCAAAGAUGAUCUUCAUAAACUUACAGAGAUGCUUGAUAUGGACACCAGUCCUCCAGGCUACAUCAAAGAAUGGAGUCUGGUAUUGUAUGGAACACAUGGCACGCGACACCAGCGAGCACAUCUGGAGGCAAGUCGUGAGCAGAAUGCGUUUAGUCCUUCUGAGAAAGUCGUGUUGGAAAUUAAGAAAAAAGAGGUGGAACUUUCUAAGAGGGUUCAGGUGAAGAGAGCAGAGAUCAGUGGACUUAAGAAUUCGGAAAUGGAGAAAGUUGAUGAUAAAACUGAGAGAGAUGAGCUUAUUCGCACAUUAUGGAAUACACUUCACAGGCAUGGAGGAAAGUAUGUGAAGAAGAGGGUUCUUAAGACAAGUAUCGGUACUGGAAAGUUUGUUAAAAAAAAGAACCUAGACAAUAUUGAAGAUCUUGACAAGUUGGUAGACUAUGUAACCUCAAUGCUUGAAAAUGCAAUUCAGGAAAGAGGAGAAAAGUAAUUUGAAAAAAAAAAGGUAUGAACAGGAUGCAUGCAAAAGAUGUUUCAACCUGAUUUUGUAUUAUGUGAAACAACAAUAAUAUUUGGCUACAGCAAAACAUUCUUUUAUCAAUAUUCAGGCUUCCUCAAAUUUGAAAAAUGAAUCUGUUGAAUCACAGUCAUUAUGUGAUUGGGUUAUAUUUACUGCUUAAACCUGUGUAACAGGAUGAUCCAUUACAGGUGUUGGACAGAAACAUUUUAUUCUGAAAGCAUGUCAAGAGGAAAGCCCAGUUUUAUGUUCUUGAGAUUAAUAUAAGAUGACUAAAGACUGAAAGCUUUUAACAAAUAUGCAAUGAGAAUUAAAAAAUAAUAGGCAUAUCUAUUGAUUAACAUUACUGUUUACAUCUUACGCCAAUAUCCCUAUGAAGCUGAUCAUAACCUAAACGGUGAUGAAAUACCUCAAAUGCAAAAUAUGGUUCUCGUGAAGACAAACUAAUGCAGAACUCAAAUUGCACACUGUUCUCAUGAAAACAAACUUAUAGUGUAUGAGCACAAAAUACGUAUACAUACAUACACACACAAACACACACGCACACAUAACAUGCACACCUUCAUUGAAAAAGAAAGACGCUUCAAUUCCUCUAGUUUGUUAACACGAGGAAGAAAUCCAAAGUGCUGGUUUAGUUGGAAGUUCUACCGCGCUACGGCGGUCUACCAUAAUUCCCACCUGACCAUGAUCUACUAGCUGCAGUUUCGUUGGUCAAACACAGAGUAUGCCCAGCCUGACUGGCAACGGUAACGACAGCGCUUGAGAAAUUUAGGCCAGCGGUAGUGGCAUUAUAUAAUUUAGCUAUGUAGUGUAGGUAGACAGAUGGAUUGCUUCAUUUUGUAGUGGUAAAGAUAUGAUCGCCAAGUAAGUCGCUAUAGCAAGUGACUUUUUCUAGAAAUUGGGGAUUUGGGCUUUUUCUCCUCUCUCCCCCUCUCCCAGACAAACUGCAACCAUCAAAACAUUUUUACCAUGGCAAAUUACAGUCCCAAGCCUGUAUACAUUUAAGAGGGAUCUGUAAACUGACCCUUGACUCAAGUUCCAAGCUUGCAUAGACUGGUAAAGUUUCAACUAAACCAGUUGUCAGACCACUGAUUCAGCUAAAAAAACGUCGGUAGAUUUUCAACUCACCUGGCACCAAAUUGAAAGUCCACACAUUUUCAUUCAGAUGUCUGUGAUAACUUUUUACCCCCAUACCAUUUUAUGACUUUUGUUCUUAAUGUGAGGCUGUUGAAGUUGAAGAGUUUUAUUUUUAAAGCAUUGUUGAUGUGAGAUCUUUUGAGAUAAUUAGCUAAAAUUUAGCAAUACAUGUACACUAUAAUUAAUGUUCUUAUACCAGACACAAACUGGUCAUUCUGCACUGUCAACUCAUAACAGUGGGUUUUUAUGGUCUAUCCUUUUAUGAGUUAGAUCAUUUGGGAAGCUGCCUGCUUUGAACUUGCUUUUCAGGUCCAAUCAGGGCAGAGUGGGAUAUGAUGAUUUCCCAGAUAAGACAGACAGAGCUUUUGAAGAAAACACUUACAAAACAUUUCGACAAUCCAAUAAAGAUUCUUUUUUUCUCUUCAGAGGAGAAAAGCUUCCUUUUUUCAUGUAUCGACGGCUGGGUGCAAAACUCUAGCAAACACCAAUUUCCAAUGGUGAUUAUCAGAGUCCUUCAUCCAACCAAAAUUAUCAUGUCCUAUUCUGGAAUCAUUUCCAACCUCAUUGUUUACCAUUUCAAUUUCGUCCAACAGUAUAAAAGCCGCGAUCUUUGACUUUUGCAGGUUUUUGGGACUUACCUUUCUAAUCUAGACCUAUACUGUAUGUUCCUUUUACUUUUACACUAAUACUAAUAGUUUAAAAAAUAAAUUCUUAAUAUAAAACUGUCAAA